This is a messenger RNA of Trifolium pratense (red clover), 821 nucleotides long. RefSeq names its product NDR1/HIN1-like protein 13. The record is from RefSeq and is a predicted model, not a curated record. The coding region runs from base 1 to 807 and encodes 268 amino acids. The transcript has a single exon. NCBI's taxonomy places the organism in Eukaryota, Viridiplantae, Streptophyta, Magnoliopsida, Fabales, Fabaceae. Gene Ontology annotation, cellular component: plasma membrane.
AUGCCUCAUCCAGUUCGCCCAAACGCUUCUCCCAUUUCACCCGACUCUCAAACGACGUCGUCGGACGAACAUCCCAAAAUUCCUCCGCCGGCUGGAACCUAUAUCGUCCAGGUUCCCAAGGAACAAGUCUACCGCUACCCUCCACCGGAGAAUGCCCGUCGUUACGACAACUACAAUCGCAAGAAAACUCAUCCGUGCCGCCAGUGCUGCUGUUGUAUCUGUUGUUUAAUCAUCUUCUUAAUCACUCUAUUCGUGCUCCUUAUCGUCGCCGCCUUCACUUGUGUCUUAAUUUUCCGACCUGAAAAACCUAAAUAUGAACUCAAUAGCAUUGCGGUCAAGGAAAUGAAUCUCACUUCAUCUUUAUCUGUAAUUUCGCCGGAGAUUGAUAUCUCUGUUAAGGCUAAUAACGGUAACGAAAAGAUCGGAAUCUACUACGAUACCGAUAGCUCCGUUGAAAUUUUUUACAGAAACGUUAGCCUCUGCAACGGUGCGUUGCCGGUGUUUUAUCAGCCGCCAAAUAACGUGACGGUGUUUCAGACGGUGUUGAAAGGUAAUGGCAUUGAACUUGCGGGAUCUGAUCGGAGAGCGUUGGUGAAAGCUGUUGCGAAACGGAGCGUGCCGUUACGUUUGGCGGUGAUUGCACAGUUGAAACUCAAAGUUGUGAGGUUGAAGAUCAGAGUUGGGCUUGGCUGUGAUUUGACGGUUGAUGAGUUAACGGCGCAGGCGAGAAUUGUUCAUAAGGAAUGUAGAAGAGCAUACUUCACUGGUGGAUUUUGGGUUAGAGAUUAUUUGUUUGGUCAUUUUUAGUGCAAUUUUUUCGG